Ictalurus furcatus (blue catfish) is the source of this 2131-nucleotide messenger RNA. RefSeq lists its product as uncharacterized. The transcript is spliced from 5 exons. The record is from RefSeq and is a predicted model, not a curated record. Bases 1 to 1794 code for a protein of 597 amino acids. NCBI's taxonomy places the organism in Eukaryota, Metazoa, Chordata, Actinopteri, Siluriformes, Ictaluridae.
AUGGCAGGUGAGUUCAAGCGAGCGGGCUUUGCGCGAAAGGUAUACAAACAUCUGCACUUGACUGUAUCUACAUACAGAGAUAACCACCAACCUAGUCUGUUUAAAAAAAGAAAAAGAUUGGAAGUGUAUGUAAAAGUGGUACCAGUGUAUCUCUUGUAUAUUCCUAUUGUGUAUAUAUCUCCUCUAUGUUCCCCUGACAUCCAUGUGAAAGGAUCUCGCCAGCAAAAUGCCUUCUACGCCUUGCGAAGCUGCCACCAGAUCCUCCACGGCGACAGGGGCGAAUUCUUCUCACCCGACUACCUGUGUUCGAACCCCGCGCUCUGGUGCAACUGGACAAUCCAAGUGCAGCCUGGGAAACGUGUGCAGGUCUACCUAGAGGACCUGACGCCAGAGCACAUGUGCCAUCUGAAGACCGAUCAGAUCCACCUGGAUGAGUCUCCAGUGUCAGCCGGUGAGAGACGCAUCCUGGAGCGCUGCUGGAGGAGCAGUGUGUACACGUCCGUCUCAAACACGGUGCAUGUGGUGCAGCUCAUCCGCCCAAACCUGAACCCACCACACCGAGGGUUUUACGGGGCGUACCAGGCCUUCGGCCUGCCGGAAACUCCAGGUCUAAAUGAGGACAUUUCAGAGGACCAAGAAGUCGAAAUGGAAGAAAUGGAAGCCAACGAUGCAGUGACAAAGUUCCCUAUAAAGACAAGCUUCUCAAAUGAACUGGAGGAAAAUGGUGAAGAUGCUCAUGUUGAGCAUACGGGAGUCAGCCACAGCAUCAACCCUCAGCUGAAUGAGAUUCCUACAGUCACUACAGGAUCCUUCAGAGAGAUCCGGAAGAUCAGAGGUGGAGCCAAGAACCAAGAAGUACCCUUUCCUGGUGCUUUACCACAGGUUGACGUUGACGAUGAGGAAAUUGAUGAGUUGGUUUCAGUGCCAACAGAAAUACCAAGCUGGAUAAGUGUCGAGAAGUACACCCCGAUGUUUGAUGAUGGACCACACACACUGGCUCUCACUUACACCACACACUCCACCUCUACAUCCACUGUUACCACACGGACACAGUCCACCAAAAAGAGAGCACUGAAAAGAAAACAGUCUACCACGACAGCUGCCGUGAAGAAAAAUGAGCUGACACACUCCAGCCAAGUAUCCACUCAAACUCCUGACGAGCCAGCUGAGGCCAAGAUGGCCGAGCCAUCAGCUCCAUUGGUUGAAGAUGUUGGUGCAGUUUCCAUGGAGAUGCUGAAGAUCGAUGGUGCCUCGACUUUGCCGGCUGCUUCUGAAGAACAUGUUGGGGAUCUUGCGGAGAACAGAACAAAUGGCACUAAGCGCACUCAUGGAAUGAAAGUGAAGUCUCUUCCAGCCCAAAACUUCAUACUUGCAACGGAACCUCCACGUUUUCCCGGGGGUGAGUGUUACAUCAAAGCACCUUUUUCUCUUUCUCUGUGUCUAGACUGCAGCAAGCUUUUGGCCCCCACGCUCCUUUAUACCGUGUGUUUCCUGCUCUGCUUCUUUAUCGCACUGCUGAUGGCGGCGUUGGGUGUGAUGUAUCGUCGUUACCACCAUGGGACAUUCCUACCUCGCUGCCAGCACAGCAGCAGCAGCAGCUUCACGGACAACGACGUCAACAACAAUCCUAACUCAGGAAGUGGUAAUGGUGGAAGUACCUCCAGAUCCCUGCCUCCUCCACCACCCCUCCACCUGGCUGGUGGAGCCCGUGACCUUCCCCUGCUCCGAUUCAGCCCUCUGUCUCCCCCUGAUGGAUUUGAGGGCAAACCACAGAAAGAGAACGAUACACUUUGAGCUUUGCUGCAAUUGCAUUGAACUGCACUGAAAUGAUUUGGCAGCUGCACGUUUGAAGUAUCACAAUGUUGUUGUUUUUUAAAAAAAAAAAAAAAAUUUCCUUUGUUCCGUUUUUUUAGUUCUGCCUCUCCAUUGUGUAUUAUAAAACUCUAAUGUUAUAGAUAUUAUAUCAGGAGUGUGCUUUGUCAUGGAAGUUUCAUUUCUAUUUGAUACAGUAUUUGCCUAAUUUUAUUCCUUUAUUCCUAUAAGUUUCUUCAUUAUUUUUUUUAAUGUAUUUGAAUUACUUACAGAAAGUACUGGAACUGCUUCCGUUUUCCUGUAUGUACUCGUGCAGUCA